GCUGUAGAUUCUCUGCUGAGUGUCCAGACGGACAGAGAGAAGCUCACACUGCGGAUCAGAGAUGUGUAAGAGUGUGUUUUCCAUGUGUUGUGUGGUGUUUGUGUGUGUGUGUGUGUCUGCAGCUCCUCAGUUGUCGGAUCAGGAGCUGUUGUGGGGGUCUGAUCAGUAUGAUUUCUCCAUCAUGCUGCGCGCCGCUGACCUGCAGUGCUUCUGGCACUUCGCUCACUAUGGAGAACACUUCUACCUCAACUUCAUGGUGCAGCUGGUCACCGGUGUGGCUCUGGACAGACACCUCUCGGUGAUGGUCAAUGCUCCCAGUGGACUGAUAGUGGGGAAAGUGGAUGAUGCCAGCGGUCAGAUUGCCUUCAGCGUCAAGGAGACGGGCUUUUACCAGAUGUGCUUCAGCAAUUUCCACAAUCGCUUCGGGAGCAUGCAGGUCUUCCUGGACUUCGGCGUGUAUUACGAUGGACAGGAGAACGCCGAGAAGCGAAAGGAGGACGAGAAGAAGAGGAAAGAGGAGGAUCUGAAGCAGAUCAACAGCACACUGUCCGUCAUUGAGGAGAGCAGCGGGCGCCUGCAGAGGUUCGUCUUCCACAUGUGGCGGCACUAUAACUAUGAGCGGAUGCGGCGCGGCGCCGACUUCUACCUGCUGCAGUCCAACAGCAGCUACAUCAGCAGCUGGUCUGCAGCUCAGAGUCUGAUGAUCAUCAGUGCAGGAGUGCUGCAGCUCUGGGGGAUCAGGAGACUGUUCAGGAGACCACCAGCAGAGGGAGCACACUGCUGAACACACACACACACACACACACACACACACUUACA
Molecule: messenger RNA, 819 nt
Organism: Danio rerio (zebrafish)
Lineage: Eukaryota; Metazoa; Chordata; Actinopteri; Cypriniformes; Danionidae
Source: RefSeq, a predicted model, not a curated record